Molecule: messenger RNA, 1737 nt
Organism: Sitodiplosis mosellana (orange wheat blossom midge)
Lineage: Eukaryota; Metazoa; Arthropoda; Insecta; Diptera; Cecidomyiidae
Gene: GatA
Product: glutamyl-tRNA(Gln) amidotransferase subunit A, mitochondrial
Exons: 5
Coding region: 196-1698 (500 amino acids)
Biological process (GO): mitochondrial translation; glutaminyl-tRNAGln biosynthesis via transamidation
Cellular component (GO): mitochondrion; glutamyl-tRNA(Gln) amidotransferase complex
Molecular function (GO): glutaminyl-tRNA synthase (glutamine-hydrolyzing) activity
Source: RefSeq, a predicted model, not a curated record
CAGAUCGCUUGAAUGCGGUAAAUGUUUAUUUUGGCGGUUGAAUACUCAUGACAUUUCAAAUGUCAACACAUCUUUCAAUGACACAAUAAACAUUGUUUUUAUGAUUAAACAUAACAUAACCUCUAUGUUUACUGGAAGAAACUGUUGAAAAUAUUCUCUUUAAAAUUGCCACAAAUAUUUAAAUGUUAAAUAGAUAUGAAUAAAUUAGUAUCGCUGAAUAUAAAUCAGUUAGUGCAAUGUUACAAGACGAAAAGUAUUGAUCCAAAGGAUGUGACGAAGAUCUGUUUAGAUUUAGCCAAUAAGUAUAAGCAUUUAAAUUGUCUCGUGAGCGUAUGUAGCGAACAGGCGGAGGAAAAGGCACGACAAUCAUCAGAAAGAUGGCAAAAAGAGAGAGCAAUAGGUGAAUUGGAUGGUGUGCCGAUUGCAAUAAAGGAUAACUUCUGCGUCAAAGGACUGCCAACAACAUGUGCAUCGAGAAUGCUUGAGAAUUUCGUACCUUCAUACAAUGCAACGCCAUUCGAUCGCUUGGACGAUGCUGGAGCGGUGCUCAUUGGAAAGACGAACCUUGAUGAAUUCAGUAUGGGCUCAGGAGCAGUUGAUUCGAUUUUUGGGCCAACCAAAAACGUUUGGCGAUCUGACGAAGGUCACAUAGCUGGGGGAAGCUCAGGUGGUUCGGCCGUAGCCGUUGCGACUGGCAGUUGUUUUGCUGCCUUGGGAUCAGAUACAGGCGGUUCAGUACGAAAUCCGGCUUCAUACUGUGGACUAAUUGGUUUGAAACCAACGUACGGCUUAGUUUCGCGACAUGGUCUAAUUCCGUUGGUUAAUUCUAUGGAUGUACCAGCAAUUUUGUCUCGUUCCGUUGACGACUGUGUUGCAAUUUUGAACGCCAUUGCUGGUCCAGAUUCAAAAGAUGCUACAUGCAUUCGAAAGCAUUACAGUCCAAUCGAAAUACCAAAAGCCGAUGAUAUUUCAAUGAAAAAUAUUCGAAUUGGAAUCCCCAGAGAGUAUCAUUGUAAUGGCCUUUCAAAAGAUGUGUUGGAUACGUGGAUCAAAGUGGCCGACAUUCUCGAAGAUUCCGGUGCAAAUGUUGUGGAAGUUUCGCUACCAAAUACUGAGUCAUCGAUAUUCGUGUACACAAUUCUGAAUCAAAGUGAAGUAAGCAGUAAUAUGGCCCGGUAUGAUGGCAUCGAAUAUGGAUAUCGCACCAAAGAAUGGAGUAGCACCGAACAAUUUUUCGCCAUAAACCGACAAAUCGGUUUCAAUAGUGUUAUUAAAAAUCGCAUACUGUGUGGAAAUUAUUUCUUGUUGAGCAAAAAUUAUGAUAGGUAUUAUUUGAAAGCACUUAAAGUACGCAGGGCAAUCAGCAAUGAUUUCGAGCGUGUGUUUCACAACAAAGACAAGAAACAAAAUGUAGAUCUCAUUUUAACGCCCACCACAUUGAGCGAUGCGCCACUUUUUACGGAGUUCACACAAAAUAGCAAUCGAGAUCAGUGUGCGGUGCAGGAUUUUUGCACACAGGCAGCAAAUAUGGCUGGUAUUCCAGCAGUAGCAAUACCAAUUCGACUAUCAGAUCGAAAACUACCAUUGAGCUUACAAUUGAUGGGCCCAAAGAAUUCAGAGAAACAACUACUCACCACGGCUAAAUGGAUUGAAAAUCAAGUCAAUUUCCCAUUUUUCCAAUUUUUGCAGGAGAAAUGAAAUAAACGAUAGCAACUUUUUGUUGAAUUUUUAAUUUCA